AUGAAGUUUUCAACUGUUGUGCAACUAUGUGUUCAUGUUGUACAUGCACAAUCUGACAUAUUAAGCGGAAUUGGAGAACAAGUUACCAGCACAACAGGAAGCCAAGGGGGCAAGAACAAUAAUUCUGUCUCUGCCCAACAAGUAUCUGAGGGCAAUUCUGCUGAUGCUACUUCACAAGAAGCUAGUAAACAACAAAUUACUACUACUACUCUUAUCACUACUACUACAGCCGAACCAAAAACUACACAAGCUCCCACAACUACUGAAGUACCUAUCACAACUACAACUACUGAAGUACCUGUCACAACCACAACUACUCAAGUUCCUGCCACCACUGAACAACCAGUCAUGACCACAACUACUGAAGCACCUUUGACAACGACGACUGUCAACCCUACCACUGAUCCAAUGACUUCUACAACGACUGAUCCUGUGAUUGUUUCUACGACAACUACCACUAGUUCUGCUGCUCAACAAACUUCUAUUUCAAGCAAUGCUCCUUCCACUACUUCAAUCAUAAAUUCCAGUGCAUCUUCAUCCCUACCAACUACAACCAGUUCAAGUACACAAGGAUCUUCCACUGCUUCGACCUCUUCUUCCUCCAGUACUGCUAACCCCUCUUCUUCUCCAGUCAAUAAUGAUAGCGGCAGUACAACGAAUAAAACAGGAGUUAUUGCUGGCUCUGUCGUAGGUGGUAUUGUAGGUAUUGCUUUAAUUGGUGGUUUGAUUGCUUGGAUUAAUCGUCGUGGUGGAUGUACUAGUCGAUCCAACAAACGCAAAGAUGAAUUUGAUCAAGAUGAUUAUACGAUAGAUAUGCAUCAAAACGACUUUAAUCAUACAAGCGCUAACGCUGGUGUUGGUGCUGCUGCUGCUGCCACUACAGGUACACUAGGCACUACAAUUGCAUCUACGGAACCUCUUUCUCCCUUUGAUAAUAACCGUCGUUAUCCUCAAGCCAAUUAUGGAAAUGAACCUUAUGGUGAUUACCAUGAAGCAUACAGUCAAGCAGGUUAUAGUCAAGGAGGAUACAGUCAAGAGGGCUUUAGUCAGGAUGGUUACAACAACUACGUACAACCUGAAUAUGGAUACUAUGAUGCUGGUAACAAUUACGCCAAUACUGGUUAUGACAGUAACCGCCAUGAAAUUCCUGAUGGUAAUAUGUAUGGCUAUGACCCUGCCUAUCAACAGCACUACAACAUGGGUGAUCCCAACAUGUCUGAAAAUGCUGGGUAUGCUUCUCAUUCAGUAGAUAAGCCCAAUGUAAAGGACUUUGGUAAUAAGCCAAACGAGAUGUAAUCCUUUUAUUACUGUCCUUUUAUUAUUUUCCUUAGAGAUCGCAUACAUUUAUAUAUAUAUACAUGCAAUAUUUUUUUUUAAUCUUGUACUUUAUCCUUCUUUUACAUACUCUUAAUCAUAAUGUAUACAGACUCUCAUUUUUUUUUCUUGAAUACAUUAUUUUAUAUUUUAUCUAUUUAAUUAAAAAGUGGACAAAAACUCAAAA
Gilbertella persicaria is the source of this 1501-nucleotide messenger RNA. RefSeq lists its product as uncharacterized. The coding region runs from base 1 to 1296 and encodes 431 amino acids. The transcript is spliced from 3 exons. The record is from RefSeq and is a predicted model, not a curated record. Lineage: Eukaryota; Fungi; Mucoromycota; Mucoromycetes; Mucorales; Choanephoraceae.